CACACUGGACCCCGUUUCAUUACGGAAUGUUUUUGUUGAUGCACUUGGAAGAGUGAAUAGAUUCAGCGGUACUGGUGUGGUUUAACGCGUAAUUGGCGACUAAUGCAGAGAAAUAUUAGCCCUGAAAACUGUUUGUAAAGCCCGCCAGUCUCCUGUGCCAUCGUUCUAGUUUAAAAUGGCUGACUGGAGUCCGAUAGCGAAGGUGUACGACCCGCUGAAAGCUGGUAGCAUCGACGGCACAGACGUGGAACCCCAUGAUCGAGCGGUCUGGAGGGCCAUGGGUGCCCGGUACAAGCCCAACAAAGGCGUCGUUGGAGACCCACUGCUCACGCUUUUUGUGUCCCGCUUGAACCCACAGACCACCGAAGAUAAACUACACAAAGUGUUCUCUAAGUACGGAGACAUCCAGCGGCUCCGGCUGGUCCGGGACAUUGUCACGGGUUUCUCCAAAGGAUAUGCCUUCAUUGAGUACAAAGAGGAGCGAUCUGUGGUCCGGGCCCGCCGGGACGCCAACAAGCUGGUGGUCGACCAGCAUGAAGUGUUCGUGGAUUUUGAGCAAGAGAGGACUCUUAAAGGAUGGGUGCCGCGGCGGCUCGGCGGCGGGCUUGGAGGGAAAAAGGAAUCCGGACAGCUGCGGUUCGGCGGCAGGGACAGGCCUUUCCGUAAACCCAUCAAUCUCGGGGUAGACCCGGUGCAGGAACGAGGUGGUGGUGGUGGAGGGAGGGAGUGGGACAGACCAAGCGGGAGAGCCAGAGACGAUCGGGACCGACACAGAACAGCAGAGUGGGGCAACAGAGGAAGGAGAGAUGACCGGGACAGAGGCCGAGAGUGGGAUGACCGCAGGCACGGAGACAGGAGCAGGCACCGGGACCGGAGAUGAAGCAUGUGGCUGCACUUCAGCUUUCAAAGGAGGACAGUGAAUGAGUGUGUGACUUGGAUAACUGUUUGUGUGAAAGGUUACUUUUUUGUAUGCUGAUAUUCUUCAGAUUGUACUGUAUGGUAAUCAGGACUCUGCCUGUGGCUGUCAUAUUCAGUUCUUCUCAGGGAAGUCUCAGGAAUGACAAAGUAGGGUUGUUGUGUUUUGUUGGGGUUUUUUUUUUUUACAAGUCUUUAUUCUAGCGAAAAAAUUACAAUACGGGUGGUGUCCAGCCAAAUGAGACUUACAUCCAUCAUGUCAAACAUGAGCGCCAGCAGCCAGAAUCACUGCUUAAGAGUCCAAUUGGAUUGCUUUGGGAAAUCGGAACUGUACUUUUAUACAGUUAUCAUAAAUAUUAUUACCCCACAUAUACAAUUCAAAUUUUAUUUCUUGCAAUUUAAGUCUCAACAGACUUUUUUCCCCAUUUACUACAGAAUGUUGUUUAUCAUUUAGAUAAACUGAGACAAACAAAACUGCAUUUCUUUUUCUGAUAUUAAGAUAUUCCAGGGAUUAAAUGCAUAGUUAAACUUCUUUUCACUGACAGAAAGGGAAGUUUCGCUGGUCCGGCCCACUCAAGGUCAAAGGCUAUAUGUGACUCACAAUGUAAAAUGAGUUUGCAGUUUUGUUUUGUUUUUAAAAAAGCAUAAGUUUAAGAGCACAUUGUCAGCCCCAUUUAUUUUUAAAAAAUGUAAAUCAGAUUAUAUCAUAAACAAUAAAAUUCGUCAUUGUUUUGAAAUCUAA
Molecule: messenger RNA, 1657 nt
Organism: Maylandia zebra (zebra mbuna)
Lineage: Eukaryota; Metazoa; Chordata; Actinopteri; Cichliformes; Cichlidae
Gene: snrnp35
Product: small nuclear ribonucleoprotein 35 (U11/U12)
Biological process (GO): mRNA splicing, via spliceosome
Cellular component (GO): U12-type spliceosomal complex; precatalytic spliceosome
Molecular function (GO): snRNA binding; mRNA binding
Source: RefSeq, a predicted model, not a curated record